Messenger RNA from Lentinula edodes (shiitake mushroom), 1187 nucleotides. RefSeq lists its product as uncharacterized. The coding region runs from base 41 to 1060 and encodes 339 amino acids. Gene Ontology annotation, cellular component: TRC complex; membrane. The record is from RefSeq and is a predicted model, not a curated record. The transcript is spliced from 5 exons. Gene Ontology annotation, biological process: post-translational protein targeting to endoplasmic reticulum membrane. Gene Ontology annotation, molecular function: protein binding; molecular adaptor activity. Lineage: Eukaryota; Fungi; Basidiomycota; Agaricomycetes; Agaricales; Omphalotaceae.
UGCAUUGUUUGCAUACUUUUCUGUUUUGGGACUUUUCACCAUGUCCGAGAAACAACAGCGUCUGGUUCUCUCAAUUAUUGAUUUUCUCAAUCAAUCCAUCGCGAAUGGCACUGUAAAGACUGACGACCAAGAAAGUCUCGAAGUAGCCGUACAAUGCAUUGGGGAAGCUUUUGGUGUUGAUCCAUCUAAUGACCAGCAGGUUGCACGCCUUAGCGUCAAACCAGCCACUCUUCAGAGUAUAUUCGAUGUAUACCUCAAGACCAAAGAAAAAGUCGAAGGUGGAUCACAGUCUCAACCAUCUUCUUCAUCUGUACCCCAAGGCCCUUCCGCAGAGGACAAGGCGAAGGCAGAAAAAUUCAAACAGAGCGGAAAUUCUCUGAUGUCUGCCAAGAAGUACGAUGAGGCGAUAGACGCUUAUUCUCAGGCGAUCUCUCUCGAUUCUAAUAAUCCAAUCUACUACUCUAACCGGGCAGCAGCGUAUUCGAGUAAGGGAGACCAUCUAUCGGCGGUUGGGGACGCAGAGUUGGCUCUUGCUGCUGACCCAAAAUUUGUGAAGGCAUAUCAUCGACUCGGUCAUGCUCAAUACUGUCUUUCCGACUACAAAGCUUCAGCCGACGCCUUCGAACGUGGACUUAAGUUAGACCCGUCGAAUGCUGGAUUGAAAUCGGGGCUGCAAAACGCCAAAUCUAGGAUAACUGAUGACGAGGACGAUGGUCCCCCACCGCUAAUUCCGGACGAUGCUCCGGUUUCGACCACUGGCUCAGGUGGUGCAGGUAGCGGAUUCCCUAAUAUGGGUGGUAUGGCUGAUAUGCUCCGGGGAAUGGGCGGUGGGGGCGGAGGCGGAGGAAUGCCCGACUUGGCCAGUAUGAUGAACAAUCCUCAAAUGAUGGCAAUGGCGCAGCAGAUGAUGUCCAAUGGAGGACUCGCAAAUCUUAUGCAAAAUCCUGCCGUUUCAGACAUGAUGAGUCGAAUGCAGUCGGGUGAUAUGCCUUCCAUGGAGGAACUGAUGUCCAACCCUUCUCUUCGUAAUCUUGCCAGUCAGUUUGGAGCAGGUCGUUAAGGGUUAGGGAGUAUAAGGAAUGUUUUCUUUCUGACUACUUACAUACAUCGGUGUAGUAUAUUUACAUAUUUUGAAGUUUUUUGAGUUCAAGCGCGAUGUCUGAGAGGGGAGCGAGGGUUGGAAAUCG